AGGUGCUUCAACACGGACCCUACGACUUGUUUGUGUUUAAGCUUUGGACCAACAAAUCGGUUGGUCCGAUUUGAAGGGGAUGAAUUUUUGAAUCCUCUGAGACGCCUAAUCGGACCCUCCGAGUUGCUAGUAGAGGGUAUUUUUUUUAAUGCAUUUAAAUGAAAUCGGAGGGUGCGAGUAGGUUAUUUUAAUAAUUUUUUGAAUGAAGUAUACCUAAUCGGAGGGUCCGACAUGUUGGGGACUCUAAACAAAAGUGUCUGAAUGAUGGUGAGACCUAUUGGCGUUUUCUUCUUCUUCAACGGUUCUUUCCUCUGGUUUUUCCUUCUCUGUUUCUUCAUUACUUAGCGCCCAUAUUAGUUACAGAUCGAGUUCUCAACUUUUUGAUUUUGUUUAUGUGAUUAAAAGAAAUGAGUGACCGAGUUUUAUUGAAGGUGUAUUAUUUUGGUCAGAUUUUAUUACAAAUAUCUGAAGGAGUAAGAUUUGUUUGUGAAAAUUCGUUAGAUGUUGUGAUUCCUUUCACAAUCUCAUUUGAAGAGCUCAAAGGUGUGAUCUGUGAAAAGAUCCAGUCUGAGAGGGCAAGAAGUGUAGCCUGUAUUCUAUAUAGAUACCCUGUGCAGGUGUUUGGUGGAUUCGUCCAGUUUCAAACCAAAUAUGUAACGGACGAAGCGAGCAUGCACGAGAUGUUUUCAAUGUACAUUGAAAAUCGGAGUCAACUCGCGUUCAUUGAGUUGUAUGUUGAGUUCGAGCAAUCUGAGGCCGACCGGAAUAUUCUACGGGAAGAUUACAAUAGCGAUAGCGAAGAAGAGUUCGAAAGCAACUACGAAGUUGUUGGUCCAGAUGGAGAUGGAGAUCAAGGUGGCAGACCUAUGGCUCCGGAUGUAUCAGAUGUGGCAAAUGCAUUGGCAAACGAAGUGCCAUUUGAGGAGCCAUCAUUCAUGCGAGUUUUGGAUUUGGAAGUCAUGCAUGUUCCGGAGUUUCCGGAUUAUACCAGUGCAGAAAUUCCUUUUGUCGCAGAUGGUGAAUUUGCUGUUGGGAUGGAAUUCAGUUCUAGAGAAACUGUUAUUAAGGCGAUAAAAGAGUAUACCAUACGAAGAAGCGUAGACUACCGGGUCUAUGAGUCUGAACCAUUGACAUUUUAUGCUAAGUGUACACAGUAUGGGUCAGGGUGUGAUUGGCUUAUCCGGGUUAGCAUGAUCAGCCGGAAGUACUGUUGGGUUAUAAAGAGGUAUAAUGGCAGUCACACAUGUAUCAGAGCAACAAUUUCUCAGGAUCAUUCGAAGUUGGAUUCGAAUACAAUUGCAGAAGCAAUAAAGCCGUUGGUUGAGGCUGAUCCCGCCUUAAAGGUAAAAUCGGUUAUAGCAGAGGUGCAAUCGAAGUUCAACUACACCGUUAGUUAUCGGAAAGCAUGGUUGGCUAAGCAAAAGGCAGUGGAAAAAAUAUUUGGAGGCUGGGAAGCAUCGUACGAAGCCUUGCCUAUAUGGUUUGAGGCCAUGUGUCAUAAGGAGCUAUCAGCUGUUGUUCAUUUUGAGACUAUGCCUGCAUAUCAAGGUGACGACUUGGUGACUGAUAUUCGGGUAUUGCAUCGGGUCUUUUGGAGUUAUUACCCCUGCAUUAGAGCAUUCAGACAUUGUAAGCCAGUUGUACAGGUGGAUGGGACACACUUGUACGGAAAGUACAAGGGUUGUCUACUAGUGACAGUUUCACAAGAUGGCAACAACAAUAUCGUCCCAAUUGCUUUUGCUAUUGUGAAGGGAGAGACUUCUGAUGCAUGGUACUUUUUCCUUAGUAACCUUCGCCAGCAUGUUGUCACUCGAGAUGGUGUGGGACUGAUAUCCGACCGUCAUGAAUUCAUAAAUGCCGCUGUGGAAAGGAGUAACGGUGCUUGGUCACCUCCAAGAGCUUUCCAUAUGUUUUGCAUCAGGCAUAUAGAAUCGAAUUUUCUGAGGAAAUUCAAGGCGCCAUACUUGCAGAAACUGGUCGUCAAUUUAGGAUAUUCGAGGACGGUGCGGGAGUAUGAAGUACGAUACCAACGUUUACAAGAACGGGGCGAGGCCUACACUAACUGGUUAAACCGAAUCCCCCCGCGAACAGUACGCGUUGGCUUUUGAUGGUGGAUAUCGAUGGGGUCAUAUGACGACGA
Messenger RNA from Arachis ipaensis, 2140 nucleotides. RefSeq lists its product as uncharacterized. Lineage: Eukaryota; Viridiplantae; Streptophyta; Magnoliopsida; Fabales; Fabaceae. The record is from RefSeq and is a predicted model, not a curated record.